Molecule: messenger RNA, 1775 nt
Organism: Carassius carassius (crucian carp)
Lineage: Eukaryota; Metazoa; Chordata; Actinopteri; Cypriniformes; Cyprinidae
Product: 4-trimethylaminobutyraldehyde dehydrogenase A
Exons: 12
Coding region: 163-1689 (508 amino acids)
Molecular function (GO): 4-trimethylammoniobutyraldehyde dehydrogenase (NAD+) activity; aminobutyraldehyde dehydrogenase (NAD+) activity
Source: RefSeq, a predicted model, not a curated record
CUGGAAAUCGUCCAUCCAAUCUGGCAACACCGAUCUUGAGCAAUCACAUGCUUUAAAGUCGAAAAAAAAUUGUGGGGACGUCCGACUUUUGCUCCACGACCAUAGAAGGCGAACGAUCUGCUUUUGUGUAGUAAACAGCUUGUGUUAAAAAGACAGACCAGAAUGGCUCAGCAACCGCUUCUGUCGCGGCCCGAGUUUCACAACGUUUCCACCGGUGCUUUGGUGGUGAAGGAGCAGCUGAAUUUCUGGGGAGGAGCAAGAGUGAAGCCGAAGGACACAAAGAACUCUGAACCAGUAUACGAACCUGCAACUGGUCGUGUGCUGUGUAAUAUGAUUCCCUGUGGAGAGGAGGAGGUAGAUGAGGCCAUUAAAAGUGCUCAUUCUGCAUUCUUAAAAUGGAGCAAAUUAUCAGGAAUGGAGAGGGCCCGGAUCAUGCUGGAGGCUGCCAGAAUUAUUAGAGAGCGCAGAGAUGAAAUUGCGAGAGCAGAAGUGGCCAAUAAUGGCAAGUCCAUCACUGAGGCUCAGGUGGAUAUUGACGUUGCUUGGCAGUGUAUUGAAUACUUUGCUGGCAUUGCCCCCACUUUGUCAGGCCAGCACAUACAGCUUCCAGGAGGUUCUUUUGCCUAUACCAGAAGAGAGCCACUGGGAGUGUGUGUUGGCAUUGGAGCUUGGAACUACCCAUUCCAGAUAGCUGCCUGGAAGUCAGCCCCAGCUAUGGCCUGUGGCAAUGCCAUGGUGUUUAAACCAUCUCCCAUGACCCCAGUGACCGCGGUCAUGUUGGCAGAGAUCUACAAAGAGGCAGGUGUCCCAGAUGGACUCUUUAAUGUGGUACAAGGAGGAGCCGAGACUGGAGCACUGCUGUGUCACCAUCCCAUGGUGGCCAAAGUGUCCUUCACUGGCAGUGUUCCCACUGGAAAGAAGGUUAUGGAAAUGGCAGCCAAAGGUGUGAAGCAGGUGACUCUGGAGCUUGGAGGAAAGUCACCACUGAUUAUCUUUAAGGACUGUGAACUGGAGAAUGCGAUCAAAGGAGCACUCAUGGCCAACUUCCUCACCCAGGGAGAGGUGUGCUGCAAUGGAACACGGGUGUUUGUGCAGAGGGAGAUCAUGCCACAGUUCUUGGAGGAAGUGGUGAAGAGGACCAAGGCCAUCCCUGUUGGGGAUCCCCUGUGUGAAGAGACACGCAUGGGUGCCCUCAUCAGUAAACCCCACAUGGAAAAAGUGCUGGGCUUCAUCAAGCAAGCAAAAGAACAGGGUGCAAAGGUUUUAUGUGGGGGAGAACGAUUUGUUCCCAGUGAUCCCAAACUGAAAGAUGGUUACUUUGUGUCCCCAUGUGUGCUGGACAACUGCAGGGAUGAUAUGACCUGUGUGAAGGAGGAGAUCUUUGGCCCUGUGAUGUCUGUUCUGCCUUUUGACACAGAGGACGAAGUUCUUCAAAGAGCCAACAACACAACCUUUGGAUUGGCAUCUGGAGUCUUUACCAGGGAUAUAGCACGUGCCCACAGAGUUGCUGCAAACCUUCAGGCAGGAACGUGCUACAUCAACAACUACAAUGUUGGCCCUGUGGAAGUUCCUUUUGGGGGCUACAAGAUGUCAGGGUUUGGAAGGGAGAAUGGACAAGUGACCAUGGAGUACUACUCUCAGCUCAAGACCGUUGUGGUGGAAAUGGGAGAUGUGGAAAGCCUCUUUUAGGCUAUUGUGAAGUUAUACAUACACAUUCCUGACAUUAAUGUGAUUUUUCUGUAUACUUCUCAGAUCUAUAGCUAUACGACGUUUAA